AUAAAAAUAAAAAUCCAAGCUCUCCGCUCUCCAGUCUCUAGCUAUCCGAAAAAGGAGGAAUUGCAUGCAUCGAUUUAGCAGCAGCAAUAAUUAAAAUUAAAUUAAAUUAAAAGAAAAAUGACUCAAUUGCUGUCUUCUGUGUGCACGGAUGUUCUUAAGAUUCAAAACCCAUUGAUUAAAAUUGGUUCAAGAUUGCUUCCAAAGACCAACACCGCUACUCCUUGGAGUUGGAAUUGGAAGCGAAGAUCAUCAUCAGGCUUUGGCAGACACAGGGUUGCAACUAAUGAAUCGCCGCCGGUGGCCGAUGACUAUUAUGCUGUUCUGGGUCUGCUUCCAGAUGCCACACCGAAGCAGAUUAAGCAAGCCUAUUAUAAUUGCAUGAGAGAAUGUCAUCCAGACUUGAGUGGGAAUGACCCUGAAACCACAAAUUUCUGCAUGUUCAUUAAUGAGGUCUAUGCGGUGCUCAGUGACCCAUUGCAACGCAUGGUUUAUGAUGAAAUUCAUGGCUAUGCAUUGACGGCAAUUAAUCCUUUCUUGGAUGAUUCUAGCCCCAAGGAUCACGCAUUUGUCGAUGAGUUUAGUUGCAUAGGCUGCAAAAAUUGUGUCAAUUUGGCCCCUGAUGUAUUUGGAAUUGAGGAAGACUUUGGAAGAGCCAGAGUAUAUAGCCAAUGUGGAAACCCUGAAUUAGUGCAACAAGCAAUUAACAGUUGCCCAGUUGAUUGUAUCCAUUGGACUUCUGCUGCACAACUGUCUUUGCUUGAGGAUGAAAUGCGCAGAGUAGAAAGAGUGAAUGUUGGACUAAUGCUUUCAGGGAUGGGGUCAGCAUCAGUAGAUGUUUUCAGAAUGGCAAAUUCCCGAUGGGAAAAAAGGCAAGCAAAAGUCCUGGAGCAAGCUAAAAUAAGGAUCAUGAAGCAGAAAGAUUCCAAUAAAACUGAAUCAUACUGGGCUAAUAUUUGGGGUGAGCCAAAAGACUACAAAAAAUCAGAGGAGGAAGUGAAAGAGAGAGCUAGCAGAGCUGCUGCGGCAGCAAGAAAAUGGAGGGAGUACUCACAGAGGGGUGUUGAUAAGCCUCCUACUUUUAAACUUCCAGAGACAAUCUCCAACAAAGAUAAAUGAUCGGUUCAGUUGAUAUUGCUACUAAUUCGCCUACACCUACAAGUAAUUGAACAAUUCAGGAAGAUCUACUCCUCCAAGUAAUGUAAAAUUCCUAUUGAAAAUUCGACUGUGUAUAUAUGAUUAAACGAAAUCCUAGUGAUCAAUAAAAAAGAAAAAAAAAAGAUAUUUUACAAAAUAAA
This is a messenger RNA of Hevea brasiliensis (rubber tree), 1295 nucleotides long. Its product is annotated as chaperone protein dnaJ C76, chloroplastic. The transcript is spliced from 9 exons. Gene Ontology annotation, molecular function: iron ion binding; electron transfer activity. The record is from RefSeq and is a predicted model, not a curated record. NCBI's taxonomy places the organism in Eukaryota, Viridiplantae, Streptophyta, Magnoliopsida, Malpighiales, Euphorbiaceae. The coding region runs from base 118 to 1116 and encodes 332 amino acids.